AUGGUGAAAGAGUUAUAUUUGAUUGAACAGUUCAGAGAUUUGAGUCUGAUUUCUGAAAAAGUAGGAGAAGUAGCCUAUCCUAUUGCUUUGGCGCCGAUGCUUGCAAAUUUGCACGAUGUAUUUCAUAUAUCUCAACUGAGGAAGUACGUUGCGGGUCCAUCCCAUGUGAUCCAAGUAAAUGAUGUACAAGUGAAAGACAAUUUGACCGUUAAAGCCUUACCUGUGAGGAUUGAAGAUCGGAAACAUAAGCAGUUAUGUGGCAAAGAGAUAGCUUUGGUAAGAGUAGCUUGGGGAGGACCGGCUGAUGGGAAUGUCACUUCGGAGCUAGAGAUCCAGAUGAAACAUUCCUAUCCGGAACUCUUUAAUUGA
Molecule: messenger RNA, 369 nt
Organism: Vicia villosa (hairy vetch)
Lineage: Eukaryota; Viridiplantae; Streptophyta; Magnoliopsida; Fabales; Fabaceae
Exons: 2
Coding region: 1-369 (122 amino acids)
Source: RefSeq, a predicted model, not a curated record